UUACUACAUCGAAUUCAAAAGCAAACUUAACUAAUAAAUUAAAUAAAAUAAUAAUAAAAAGGAUUUCCAUACAGAAAUUGGCGCUCCAGCAGCAUCAUCAUACUUUUACCGUGCGACGAAGCUUCUUCUUCGUUCGCUCACUUCCGAGAUGCGUCGUUCUGCAUCGAGGAAAACGGGUCAAAGUAAUUCUACGGACUCCGCUGAUCCCUUUCUCUCUGCUUCUGGUAAAGCAUCUUCCAAAGAGAUGGAACGAAUUGACAACCUGUUUUACACAUAUGCAAAUAGAUCUUCUGGUGUGAUUGACCCAGAAGGAAUUGAAGCUCUUUGUUCAGAUUUGGAAGUCAAUCAUACUGAUGUUAGGGUCUUGAUGCUGGCUUGGAAAAUGAAAGCUGAAAAGCAAGGAUACUUUACUCUGGAGGAGUGGCGAAGGGGACUCAAAUCACUGAGGGCUGACAAUGUAAAUAAAUUAAAGAAGUCCCUCCCAGAGCUGGAGAAAGAGGUUAAAAGGCCAUCAAACUUUAUGGAUUUCUAUGCCUAUUCAUUCCGAUAUUGUUUGACAGAAGAGAAACAGAAGAGUGUGGACAUAGAGAGUGUCUGUGAACUGCUAGAUCUUGUUUUAGGAUCCCAAUGUCGUGCCCAGGUUGACUAUUUCAUUGAGUAUCUAAAGGUUCAAACUGAUUACAAGGUCAUAAACAUGGAUCAGUGGAUGGGCUUCUUCAGGUUCUGCAAUGAGGCAUACAUGCACCAAUCAGCAGAGACUUGCCCUUGUAAAAAGAAUAUUUGUUGCUUGUAUUCUGAUUUGGAAUUUAGCUUUGCAAGAACAUUCCUUGGAACAGAUUUUUUGUCAAGGUGGAAGUGUAUAUAUGAUGUGUGGCAAUGUGUCAAAUUUUCUGUUGGAGUAAAUAUUAUAAGCAUUGGGAGCCCACCUUCUGGAGGGAUCUUUACAAGGAUAUGGAGUUGGUUGGAAUUGUAAGUCCACAUGAUUUUCUCUCUUACAGUGUGGAAGUGUGGAUCAGGGUCGCGUUAAAACCAUUGCUACUUUCUCUGUUAUUAGUUCUGAAAAAUAUCUUAUAGUUUAUGCUACAAGAAAGUGAUCAAACUAUCAUUCAAAUAAUCGUAGAAAUUAAAAAGGGGAGAGGAUAUGGGGUUUUAUCUUAUCUUGUAUAGUAUGUUUGCUCCUUUGCAUCUGGUUUUGCAUAAUAACCAGGUGACAUUCUUAGUGGCUUUUUCCCCAUAAAUAAUGAGGUUUUUUUUAAACAUCGUUUUUAUUGGUAUUUAAGCCUUUGAUGACCUUUUAAUCAUUUGACAGAUAAGCUUCCCAGACUUCGAUAACUAUGAUCCGAAUCUGGCUUGGCCGUUGAUCCUAGACAAUUUUGUAGAGUGGAUGAAA
Molecule: messenger RNA, 1390 nt
Organism: Mangifera indica (mango)
Lineage: Eukaryota; Viridiplantae; Streptophyta; Magnoliopsida; Sapindales; Anacardiaceae
Product: DCN1-like protein 4
Exons: 10
Coding region: 149-973 (274 amino acids)
Biological process (GO): protein neddylation; positive regulation of ubiquitin-protein transferase activity
Cellular component (GO): ubiquitin ligase complex
Molecular function (GO): cullin family protein binding; ubiquitin-like protein binding; ubiquitin conjugating enzyme binding
Source: RefSeq, a predicted model, not a curated record